Diceros bicornis minor is the source of this 1393-nucleotide messenger RNA. It is a transcript of the gene RAP1A, whose product is annotated as RAP1A, member of RAS oncogene family. The transcript has 8 exons. Gene Ontology annotation, cellular component: plasma membrane. Gene Ontology annotation, molecular function: GDP binding; GTPase activity; GTP binding. NCBI's taxonomy places the organism in Eukaryota, Metazoa, Chordata, Mammalia, Perissodactyla, Rhinocerotidae. The record is from RefSeq and is a predicted model, not a curated record. Gene Ontology annotation, biological process: cellular response to cAMP; Rap protein signal transduction; negative regulation of synaptic vesicle exocytosis. The coding region runs from base 114 to 668 and encodes 184 amino acids.
GCCGCGCAGAGCCGGAGCAGGAGCCACGGCCGAAAGGAGGGAGGAGGAGGAGGAGGAGGAGGUGGAGGAGGCGCCGGACCGGGGGGAUUAUCAGUAUUUAAACAGACCACAUCAUGCGUGAGUACAAGCUAGUGGUCCUUGGUUCAGGAGGCGUGGGGAAGUCCGCUCUGACAGUUCAAUUUGUUCAGGGAAUUUUUGUUGAAAAAUAUGAUCCAACGAUAGAAGAUUCCUACAGAAAGCAAGUUGAAGUAGAUUGCCAACAGUGUAUGCUCGAAAUCCUGGAUACAGCAGGAACAGAGCAAUUUACAGCGAUGAGGGAUUUGUAUAUGAAGAAUGGCCAAGGGUUUGCACUAGUAUAUUCUAUUACAGCUCAGUCCACAUUUAAUGACUUACAGGACCUGAGGGAACAGAUUUUACGGGUUAAGGACACAGAAGAUGUUCCAAUGAUUUUGGUUGGCAAUAAAUGUGACCUGGAAGAUGAGCGAGUAGUUGGCAAAGAACAGGGUCAGAAUUUAGCAAGACAGUGGUGUAACUGUGCCUUUUUAGAAUCUUCUGCGAAGUCAAAGAUCAACGUUAAUGAGAUAUUUUAUGACCUGGUCAGACAAAUAAAUAGAAAAACACCAGUGGAAAAGAAGAAGCCUAGAAAGAAAACAUGUCUGCUGCUUUAGACCCGCAGUAAGCAGCAGCUCUGAGCCAGAUUACAGGAAUGAAGAACUGUUGCCUAAUUGGGAAGUGCCAGCAUUGCAGACUUCAAAACAUACAUCUGAAGAGGCUUCUCCUGUUUUAUAUAUUAUGUGAAGAAUUUAGAUCUUAUAUUGGUUUGCACAAGUUCCCUGGAGAAAAAAAUUGCUCUGUGUAUAUCUCUCAGAAAAUAAGACAAUAGUAUUUCUCCUUUGCAAUAGCAGUUAUAACAGAUGUGAAAAUAAAUAUACUUGACUCUAAUAUGAUUAUACAAAAGAGCAUGGAUGCAUUUCAAAUGUUAGAUAUUGCUACUAUAAUCAAAUGAUUUCAUAUUGACCUUUUUAUCAUGAUUCCUCCCUGUCAAGCACUAAAACGUUGAACCCAUUAUACUUUAUAUCUGUAAUGAUAUAUAGAUUAUGAAAUUUCCCCUCAAACUCAUUACAGCAGAUAACUUUUUUGAGUCAUUGACUUCAUUUUAUAUUUAAAAAAUUAUGAAAUAUCAUUCUGUCAUUAUAUUCUAAUUAAAAUUGUUUGUGCAUAAUGCUUUGGAAAAAUGGGUCUUUUAUAGGAAAAAAAACUGGGAUAACUGAUUUCUAUGGCUUUCAAAGCUAAAAUAUAUAAUAUACUAAACCAACUCUAAUAUUGCUUCUUGUGUUUUACUGUCAGAUUAAAUUACAGCUUUUAUGGAUGAUUAAAUUUUAGUACAUUUUCA